Molecule: messenger RNA, 1238 nt
Organism: Daphnia carinata
Lineage: Eukaryota; Metazoa; Arthropoda; Branchiopoda; Diplostraca; Daphniidae
Gene: rush
Product: pleckstrin homology domain-containing family F member 2-like
Exons: 9
Coding region: 80-865 (261 amino acids)
Cellular component (GO): early endosome
Molecular function (GO): metal ion binding; phosphatidylinositol binding
Source: RefSeq, a predicted model, not a curated record
GGUGAAAAGGAUUGCCAUACAUUACUACACUUUUGUACGUGAGUCAUUUUUUGGGAGCAGAUGACAAACAAGCACGAAGAUGGUCGACAAAUUAGUGAACAGUGAAGCAAAUGCUCGGCGAAUUGCAAUGGUUGAGGGAUGCUUUGGCAGUUCCGGUCAGCCUCUUGGAAUACCUGGCCGAGUAUUAGUAGGUGAAGGUGUUUUAACCAAAAUGUGCCGGAAAAAGCCAAAAGCAAGACAAUUUUUCCUAUUCAAUGAUACAUUGGUUUAUGGAAAUAUCGUAAUCAGCAAAAAAAAGUACAAUAAGCAGCACAUAAUACCGUUAGAGGAGAUAAAACUUCAGCCCCUUGAGGAUGAUGGGUCUUACAGGAAUGGUUGGUUGAUUUGCACUGCAUCCAAAUCCUUUGCUGUUUACGCCGCAACGGCAACUGAAAAAGCUGAAUGGAUUGCUCAUAUAAACAAAUGUGUUGAAGAUCUUUUACGCAAAAGUGGGAAAAAACCGCUGGGUGAACAUGCGGCUGUGUGGGUACCAGACGCUGAAGCCAAUGUUUGUAUGCACUGCAACAAGUCACAAUUCAACGUCUUGAAUAGAAGACACCAUUGUCGAAAAUGUGGCGCAGUUGUUUGCGGCCCAUGCUCCAACAAGAAGUUUUUAUUGCCAGUUCAGUCAGCGAAGCCUUUGAGAGUCUGUCUAACUUGUCACGAUAUUUUAACCAAAUCCAAGAACAUAGGAGGACCAAACGUGUCUCUGAACGGCGACCUUAGCAUGGAUUCUUCUGGUGAGGACGACGAAGAUGAAGACGAUGACCCAGAAAAUCUUUCUUCAUCGAAUGAAGCAAAAUUCUACGGCGAAAUUCAAAAGUGAUUUCACGGGUUAGUUGGCGAUGCCGAUUCCGAGCCGAAGUCUGCCUUUCUAAAAGUGAAUCUUCCCUUGUUUUAGUCAUCUGCGAGUCCUUCUGAGUCCUGCCUUUACCGGCAGAAAUUAUGGAAAUGUAUCCUCACUUUAGGUUAGACUUCAAAAAUCAUAGUUUCACGUUUUUAAAUGAUCACACUUCUAAGUGUAUUCUCAUUCAUGCGUUCAUCCAUCAGCCGCUUUAAAUUCUUCCUUUUUUUUUCUUGUUUUGAAACAUGUUCUUUAUUAAACUUCAUGAUUACUAUGGUGUGCCUUAAUCAUAUGUACUCUUUUGCUCGUUUGUUUGGAGUAUCCGUUCCAAUUUGUCGUCAUAUUCCCUUUCUUG